UCUUGUCAAAUAUGCGUCGUGUACAGUCAAACAAUGUCAAAAAUAAAACAACACAUCAAAACCCAUUUUUCCGCCUGGAAAUUAUUAAAUGUUUGCAGUGAAUAGAUAAGAAUAGUGUUUAUUUAAACACACAAUCUAGUAUUCAACAAAUAAAACACACAAGUCUAGUUUAUUCAAGUAUUUUCUCUAUAAUUAAAGCCUGUCACAAUGAAUGAAGCAAGACUCGAGAUGCUGGAUGAUGUUGGCACAUAUGUGGAUGGUGAAAUGAACAUUCACAGGGGUUCCAAUAAGCCAGGAGAACCAGAUUUUAAUACUUUGGAUGAACCAAUUAGAGAAACAAUUUUGAGAGACCUUAAGGCAGUUGGAGUAAAAUUUGCACAUGUGCUGUUUCCAAAAGAAAAGAAAGCACUUUUAAAAGAAUGGGAUUUAUGGGGUCCUUUACUGUUAUGCACAUUUAUGGCCAUGAUUUUGCAAAGUGAAGGCUCAGCAGAUAAUUCAAAUGAUGGUGGACCAGAGUUUGCACAAGUAUUUGUCAUAGUUUGGGUUGGUUCCAUGGUAGUCACACUGAAUUCCAAGUUAUUAGGUGGUAACAUCUCAUUUUUCCAGAGUGUUUGUGUGUUGGGAUAUUGUUUACUGCCUAUAGCAGUGGCUCUACUGAUAUGUAGAGUAAUCCUACUCACAGAACAAACGUACUUUUUAUUUUUCUUACGAUUUUUUGUUUCUAUGAGUGGUUCUUGCUGGGCAACAUAUGCAUCGAUGAUUUUCUUAGGAGACAGUCAAAAACCAAACAGGAAAGUUCUUGCAGUGUAUCCAAUCUGUUUAUUUUACUUCUUCAUUUCAUGGUUGGUUAUUUCGAAAACGAAUACAUAAGUCCACAGCGCCGGCUGUCUCCUUGCUUUGUAAUUGUAAUUCAUAGCCAAUUAUUAUAUCAUAAUUAUUAAUAGACAAGUAAAUGCAUUUUGUGCUAAAGCAUUUACACAUUUAUACCUCCUGUGUGCCGGAGGAAUGUAAAUAUAUCAAAUAAGUUAGAUUAUAUGUUCCACAUAAAUGUAUGAAUGGUGAAAACGUUUUUGGAAAUGUGUAUUGUGCGUUGUAUUCAAUUGUGAUAAGUACAGGGAUUGUAAACCUUUAAA
Molecule: messenger RNA, 1133 nt
Organism: Dalotia coriaria
Lineage: Eukaryota; Metazoa; Arthropoda; Insecta; Coleoptera; Staphylinidae
Product: protein YIPF6
Biological process (GO): endoplasmic reticulum to Golgi vesicle-mediated transport
Cellular component (GO): membrane; trans-Golgi network
Source: RefSeq, a predicted model, not a curated record